This is a messenger RNA of Portunus trituberculatus (swimming crab), 105 nucleotides long. RefSeq lists its product as uncharacterized. Lineage: Eukaryota; Metazoa; Arthropoda; Malacostraca; Decapoda; Portunidae. The annotation marks the transcript as partial. The record is from RefSeq and is a predicted model, not a curated record. The transcript has 2 exons.
AGUAGUAGUAGUAGUAGUAGUAGUAGUAGUUGUUGUAGUAGCAAUAGUAGUAGUAGUAGUAGUAAUAGUAGCACUAGUAGUAGUAGUAGUAGUAGUAAUAGUAGU